Aspergillus sclerotioniger CBS 115572 is the source of this 4628-nucleotide messenger RNA. Its product is annotated as putative chromatin remodeling complex subunit (Chd3). The transcript is spliced from 3 exons. Gene Ontology annotation, biological process: negative regulation of transcription by RNA polymerase II; chromatin remodeling. Gene Ontology annotation, molecular function: histone binding; ATP hydrolysis activity; chromatin binding. Bases 1 to 4413 code for a protein of 1470 amino acids. NCBI's taxonomy places the organism in Eukaryota, Fungi, Ascomycota, Eurotiomycetes, Eurotiales, Aspergillaceae. The record is from RefSeq and is a predicted model, not a curated record. Gene Ontology annotation, cellular component: nucleus; chromatin.
AUGGAAACUGGUCAGGCUGUGUCCGGAGAGGGCGAAAGGUCUCACUCGGACAACGAAAAUGAUUUGGUCAUGGAACUUUUCGCCAAGUUCAAUAAUCCCACCAGUCGCCCAGAACAACCCGAACAACCUAAACCCGAGCCACUGGUGGUUGAAAUACCAGGAGUCACAGCAAGCCAUCUCUCUGAAUAUGAGUUUCUACCCGGCCAUUUCGAUGUCCGCUAUGUCAUUAGCGAAACAUCUGAGGCAGAUGCUGGGCUGAGCUAUCAAGUGAGGCUUCAGAGUGGCGAGACAGAACUGAUGUCCUUCGCGCAUCUUCAGUCUCUCCAGAACGGACCCGAAGCUCUUUCUAAUUUCCUUAACUACGGACCGGAUCACUACGUCUCCUCUCGAUCCCUCUCGGGUAGCUCUUCAGGAGAGCAAUCCUCCUCUGAUUCAUAUGCUCCCAAUAUGAGGCGUUCCCAACGGGCUACACGUGGUCGCCGAUCUGGUUUUACGGCAUUCUUUGAGGGCAUUAGCAGUGAUGACGAUAAGCGUCGCAGGAGAAAGAGGGGGACGCCUUCAAGCGAGGAUAUAAUUGCUUCAGCGGGGGCUACCUCUAAAGGACGUCGGGUACUACGACGCCGCACAAAUAAUAUGCGCACGAUCAUGUCGGAGUCUGAUGAGGAAAGCGACUAUAGUGCACCUAAGGGCACACGAUUUUCCACUAGGACAAGGAAGGCUGUGAGAAGAAAUCUGCGCGAAAGAAACGAGGAUGACAUCUCUGAGAACGAGGAUACUCCUAGGAUGCAGAAGUUUUUUGGAGCCAAGGAAGUCUUUCGCAAGAUCCCAGAGCAUGACUCAUUUCGCCAACGUCACCGGAAUGCGUGCGAAGUCUGUCAUAUCAUUGGAGACGAUUAUGCAAAAGGGCCUCUGGUGUUUUGCCAAGGGUGCACGAGUGCUUAUCACCAAGCAUGUUUAGGUCCACGGUCUGCGCGAGAACAUCUCGUUACCAAAGUAGGAGAAGAGCUCUUUCUUCUGCAAUGUCGGCGCUGUCUGGGGGUUUCGCACACAAAGGACCCAUCCAGUCCGCACCAAGGCCGCUGCUCUAUUUGCAAUAUCAAGGGAAAUAUGUCCAAGCCAAUCAAAGAACGUCUAACACCCAAACAAGAACAACAGCUCCGGCAACAAAAUGGAGGCAAAGAUCCUAUCACGCCUUAUGAUAUGUCACGCGUUAAUGAUGUGGACAAUGUAUUUUUCCGCUGCACUACAUGCCACAGAGCCUUUCACUUCGAUCACCUGUCCGAAAUCACGCAUAUGACCUGGCAGUGUCAGUGUUGUUCGUCGGCACCUGGAGAGGUCGGUGCGAUAGUCGCAUGGCGCCCAGUUGACCCUAAAUCGGAUGCUGCCAAGGAGGCAGAUAAGGAAUACCUCAUUAAGUGGAAAAACAAAUCGUACAACCAUACCACCUGGAUGCCGGGCAGCUGGGUUUGGGGGUUUGUGAACCAUCAUAUGCGCCGGGCCUUUUUGAGGUCUGAUAAAAGCCUCGAACCGCGUAUGACCACCGAGGAAGCGAUCCCGGAUGACUUCUUGCUGGUGGAUAUUGUCUUCGAUGUCAGGUUUUCUGGCACAUCACCCGAUACUGGUAAUAAGCGGACCUUCGAAGCAGAUGCUGCGCGGGUGGAUGAUGUGGCCGAGAUGUAUGUUAAAUUCAAAGGUUUACCAUAUGAGGAUGUCGCCUGGGAUACGCCCCCUGAUCGCAGCAACCCUGAAAGGUGGGAAAGCUUCAAAGCUGCGUUUGAAGACUGGGUCAAACGGGAAUAUACCCACAUACCAAACCAAGAGAAUCUAAGAAGACGUAUUGCCCACGUCAGGAAGCAGAAUUUUAGCUCCAAUGUUGUCAAAAAGGGCCAGCCCGAAACGAUGAGUGGUGGGGAGAUUAUGGAUUAUCAGAAGGAUGGAGUGGAUUGGCUCUAUUACAUGUGGUUCAAACAGCAGAACGCCAUAUUGGCUGAUGAAAUGGGUCUUGGCAAGACCAUCCAGGUCAUUGGCUUUUUUGCGACUCUUAUCCAAUACCAUAAAUGCUGGCCCUUCCUUGUCGUGGUACCGAACUCCACGUGCCCGAACUGGCGCAAGGAGAUCAAGUCAUGGGUUCCCUCAAUGCGGGUAGUCACAUACUAUGGAUCUGCACUCUCCCGGAAGCUUGCUCAGGAUUAUGAGAUGUUUGCUGAUGAUGACCCUAACCUUCGGUGUCACGUCGUGGUGGCUUCUUAUGAAACGUUGGUUGAUGAUGCAUCCCGGAAAGUGCUGUCGAAAGUUCCCUGGGCUGGUCUUAUCGUGGACGAGGGACAACGGCUGAAGAACGACAAGAGCCAACUCUAUGAUGCCUUGUCACGGAUCAAGUUCCCUUUUAAGAUUCUAUUGACCGGCACGCCUCUUCAGAAUAAUAUAAGAGAGCUGUUUAAUCUCCUGCAAUUCUGUGAUCCAUCCAAAAAGGCAGAUGAUCUAGAAAACGAGUAUGGAAAUCUCUCCCAGGAGAACAUCUUGGAGUUGCAUGAAAUGAUCCGCCCGUUUUUCCUGAGACGGACCAAAGCUCAGGUUCUCACAUUCCUCCCUCCAGUUGCUCAGAUCAUCGUCCCCGUUUCGAUGUCUGUGGUGCAGAAGAAGCUCUACAAAUCGAUACUGGCCAAGAAUCCGCAACUGAUCAAAGCCAUCUUCCAGCGGAAAAAAGGCAAGCAAACAUUGAAACAAACAGAAAAGCAUAAUCUGAACAAUAUUCUAAUGCAAUUGCGAAAAUGCCUGUGCCAUCCUUUUGUUUACAGCAGGGCCAUCGAAGAGAAAACGGCCAACACGGCUGCAUCGCACCGGCAUUUGGUGGAUGCAGCUGGUAAGUUUCAGCUUCUAGAGCUAAUGCUACCAAAACUCAAAGUACGCGGUCACAGGGUUUUGAUCUUUAGCCAAUUCCUUGAGAAUCUGGACAUUGUUGAAGACUUUCUGGAAGGUCUUGGGUUGAUGUAUCUUCGCCUUGAUGGGCGAAUGACAUCGCUCGAGAAGCAGAAAACAAUUGAAGCAUACAACGCGCAAGACUCGCCGUACUUUGCGUUUCUCCUGUCCACUCGAUCGGGUGGCGUGGGGAUCAAUCUAGCUACCGCAGAUACAGUCAUUAUCAUGGACCCGGAUUUCAAUCCACACCAGGACAUGCAGGCAUUGUCCCGUGCUCAUCGUAUCGGACAAAAGAACAAGGUCCUUGUCUUUCAACUCAUGACCCGAGGGAGUGCCGAGGAGAAAAUCAUGCAGAUUGGCAAAAAGAAGAUGGUCCUGGACCAUGUUUUGAUCGAUCGAAUGAUUUCAGAGGAAGACGACGGGCGGGACCUCGAGACUAUUCUACGGCACGGGGCCCAGGCCUUGUUUGACGACGAUGACUCUGGCGAUGUGCGCUAUGAUUCCGAAUCGGUUGAUAAGCUUCUUGACCGCAGUCAAGCCGAGCAGGCUAGAACAUCUGAUGAGAACAGCCACGAGUCUCAGUUCAGUUUUGCUCGAGUUUGGGCUAAUGACAACCAGAACCUUGAGGAUCAACUGCAGAAUGUAGAGGAAGAGCCUGCCCCGAGUGCAGACGUUUGGGAAAAGAUCCUACGAGAGCGAGAACAGGCAGCCGCCGAGGAAGCCCGACGAAAAGCCGAAACCCUUGGUCGGGGAAAGCGCAAACGGACGGCUGUGGACUAUGCCAAUGAUGCACUAAUGGAGUUAUCGCCUGUCAAAGACCGCUCUGAUGCUCAGGCGGAGAGCGACGUGGAGUUCAGAGCAGAUGAGGCAGCGGUUUCGGAGUCUGAUUCCGCGCCCGAUCUAGACCCCGAAGAGAUGGAACAGGUGGCCAAGAGGUCUAAAGUACGUCAUUUCCACCGCGUGCCCCCGCAGAGCUUGCCCCCGCCGAUGGAUGGCAGUGUAGAGGCCAGUCCCUAUCAAGGGCCACCCUGCAUCGCAUGCAACCAGGUCCACCCGGUCGGACAUUGUCGCCUGAAAAUGGCCGGGGUCGAGCACUGUCCGUUGUGUGGGCUCGCCCACUAUGGAUAUUCGCGGACAUGCCCCCAUUUGCGAUCGGAGGCUCAAAUCCACCUAAUGCUCCAGGCGCUGAAGCAGAGCAAGGAGGACCCCGAAACCGUGCAACUGGCUAAGAGAUACUUGGGUGGCAUCCGUAGUGAUCUUGCACAGCGUAAGAGACGGCUGGCCACUAAGGCUGCAUCAAGUCUCACAAAUCAUGGCGCCCCCACUAGUGCCGUUGCGACGGACUCGCCGGUGGUCGAUCUCACAACGGAUGAUGGCCCGCAGCCGGCUUUUCAACAACCACCACAACAAGAACCACAACAACCCCCAUUGUCGGUGCCCCUCAAUCCCCCGCGACCCCUUCAGCCUCCUCCUUUUGAGAACCGGCCAGUCUAGCCACGGGCUCUAAACUGUUUCCGGAAUAAGGUAUUUGGAUUGGCGCUACAGGUCACGGGUCCACGGCGGAAGUAUCAGGUACUCAUAGGCUACGAGAUGUACAUAAACUUAUUAGACUUCAGGGGAAACCGCCAGAAGUGGAAGGAUCCCCUCGAAAUUCCAGGCGAGGAAGGCGCUAGUCACAUGGCCGUCUUUCUGGUUGGUUUGGCCUUUUU